Messenger RNA from Theobroma cacao (cacao), 753 nucleotides. Its product is annotated as 18.1 kDa class I heat shock protein-like. The record is from RefSeq and is a predicted model, not a curated record. Lineage: Eukaryota; Viridiplantae; Streptophyta; Magnoliopsida; Malvales; Malvaceae.
ACACACAAUUAGCAUUACACUAUAGAUUGUUGUACAUUUAGAAUCCCAUUGUUCCCUUUUAAAUACUUAUCCCGAUAUCUUAGCCUUUCAUAGCAAUAUAGCAUCAACAUUUAUAUCAUUAAUUUGUUUCAUUUCAAGGGUUAACUGUCACCUUAGUACCUAGACGUCUCCUUAGCUAGUUGUUUCACAACGAUGUCGAAGGUUCCGAAUAGCUAUUUGCACGAGCCUUUCUACCAGCAAGCCUGGGAUCCGUUCCAGGAAUUCAACUUCGGGGGCACUCUGGUUGCGCCUCGUCCUGCUUUCUCCUCCGGAUCACCGUUCGCGCUGGCGAACCUGGACUGGAAAGAGACCCCAGAAGCUCACGUGCUCAAAGCGGAUCUUCCAGGGCUGAACAGGAACGAAGUGAAGUUGGAAUUGGAGGACGGGAGGAUCCUCUGCAUCAGCGGGGACAAGAGCUCGGAGAAAGAAGUGAAGAGCGACAAUUGGCACCGCGUGGAGUGGAGCAGCGGCUCGUUCGUGAGGCGGUUCAGGUUGCCUGAGGAUGCAAAGGUUGAUAAGCUGACGGCAUAUUUGGAGAACGGGGUGCUCACCGUGACAGUUCCUAAAAAAGAAGCCAGGAAAGGCAACCAGAAAAGAACCAUUCAGAUCCUUGGCUAGUGUGAGAGAUUCUGCUUCUGCUUUAAGAAUUUCAUGAGGGAAAUGAGAGGUUUGAGAGUUAAAGCCCAACUAUUAAGACUUCAUGAUCAUAUAAAA